Molecule: messenger RNA, 3525 nt
Organism: Fusarium verticillioides 7600
Lineage: Eukaryota; Fungi; Ascomycota; Sordariomycetes; Hypocreales; Nectriaceae
Exons: 5
Coding region: 145-2883 (912 amino acids)
Biological process (GO): DNA replication initiation
Cellular component (GO): DNA replication preinitiation complex
Source: RefSeq, a predicted model, not a curated record
UGCUGCUUGAGCACUUCAUAUCAUAACAACAACAGUUUUUUUUUUUUUUGCCGCCCUGCAGCUAGAUCCUAAAUUCAAUUCCUUUUGUAAUUGUAUUCAAAUAUUCUCAGAUGGAUUCCGCCGCAUGAUCCUUCUUCCGUUUCAAUGUCCUCUUCCGCCGUUGCUGGCAUCGACGCGACGCGUCCAGCGCGGUCAAGGAUCUUGACACCAAGCUCUGAAGGGAGCUCAAAUCACAAAGAUGAGCUGCGUUCUCCCGACGGACACAAGAGGAAGAGGGCCGACUCAGUAGCCAUGGAGCAUCUUUUGAAGCCGUCGAUUGCUGUCAAGCCUCAUCCUCCGAAACUUAAUGUCCAGCCUCGCAUCCUUUAUCCAUUGAUGGUCCUUCCCCGUGAACGCCUUCCUCUCUCUUGCAUCGAUUUUCACGUUACCAAUGUUGAUCUUGCUUCGCAUCGAUUCUUUGAGUCUCAUAUCAAGAUCCUCGACUUGGAGAGUCGAAUGGGCUCUGGCCCCGUGGUACUUCUAGCCAGAAAGGAAGCAAGUCGUGCCGUAUACGCUCUCGAGCGACAACCCAACGGAGUAUAUGUUGUAUGCAGGCUAGGACCCUGGGUAGACUUGGAGGCUCUGGCAGACGACGCAUCUGCUGUCUGUCGAGAACGCUUACGCCCAGCUGCUAGAACCGAGUCUCGAAGCCAAUACGGGCCUUCCGUAAUCACCACCCCACACAUUCAUAAGGAGGAAAACAUCAAACGAGCGGCCAUCGAAGCUAUUCAAACCCUGGUCCGCAAAAGACCUAGGUCGCAGUCUGUUUCAACAUUGGCCGAGUCUGUGAAAUUAGAAGCUGCCCCAGAAGCUGCUAUGACUGCAGAGUCCAAACUUCCAUCGCCAACCUUCAGACCAGAAGAACUGCCAAAAACCCUAAGCGAGCAGCAAGCUCAGGCAUCACGUCCAACAACUGCAAUUUCAACAUCUGACAUCAUCGAGGAGCCUUCCCAGCAGCCGACUACAGAAAGCUUAUUCGAAACCUUGAGAACCCAGUACUUUGAGAUGCUAUACAAGUCCAUGGGAUCGCUCGCCUAUUUUGCCAAAGGGCCUCUCUCUCGUGCUCGUUCUGCUUUCCAUCUCGACCUUGAAGCUAAUCUAGAGAUUGAGGAUCUCAUCGAAUUCUUGAAAGGACUCGUGCUGACCACUGUCCAAAUCGACAAAAAGUACCGUGAGACUGUUCCAGCUCUCAUAACCCAGAUGAAAACGGUGGUGGAUAGUUCUGACGAGGGUCCGAAGAGAAAGCGCCGAGCCAAGAAGAUGAAGAUUGGAAAGGAUGGACUCUAUCCACACGAAGAAACUCAUAUCAGAAAGUGGUGGGCUACCAACAAGCCUGAACUGAACGAGGACGAGACCAACGUUUCCACUCAACAAAUUCGAUCACUUACCUCUAUGCUUCGCACGAGAGAAACCCAGCUCCAGAUGAUAAUCAUAUUGGAGAUCCUGGCAUUGACUCCCCUGAGACCCGCAGACGGUGCGGAAGAUAGCCAGCUCCCCCUACUGCCUGGUGCUGCUGAAUCUCAGGGUGACACGGUGGUUCCUUCGGCCAAGAAGCGGAGCAAACAUAAUCUUCCUGUUCUUGUAGAUGUCCACGCUGAUCGAUUGACUAUUUGGCAAUCUACUGCUUCCGACGAGCAGCUGCUUUUAGAAGACUCCCAAAUCACCCAAGCACCGGAUGGUCAAUCUCAGCAGAAGGCGUCAUCGGAGCCUCUCAAAGACUUUUGCGUGGACAUCAUUGUGCCAUUCUUCUCCCAUAGGCUCCCAGAGCUAUGUGAUUCGAUCAACCGUAAACUGGGAGGGCCGAUCAUUGUGAAACCUACAAGGCCAAAGGUUCUGAAACGACCAUCAAGCAAGCGUUCACCUAAGCCAGGAGCAGUUGCCAAACACUCUUUGUCAGGUCAGCCUACAAGAACGUUACAAAGAGCUCUCUCGACAGAGCAGCAGUCGCGACGAAGUGUUUCCAGAGGCCCCAGCAACAUGAUUGCCCUCAUGCGCUCUGCAACAUCCACUUCUCUGCCAGGUAUCAAGCGAGAAGCUAGCGAUCCAUCCCUGGCUAAGUCGGUCCUGAACGCUGAGCCCGAUCUAAUGAAUAGGAAGAGUGGGCCAUUAUCUCGGAGCAACAGUGUUACCAAUCUGCAAGACGCAAAAUCUAACAAAAAGGCUCAAGUUGAAGCUGAGCUAAAAGAGGCUAUUUCUUCUUUGAGAAAGCCUAACCGCGAAGUUGUCAGUAAGGCACUGGCUGAAGCGGCUGAGCGGCGUGCAACAGUGGGCUCUUCGGCCAAGAAAGUGAGAAAGCCAGGCAGAAGCUCUCUAGGCGGAUCCGUUGUGAAGGCAACGCCAGCAAACACACGCUUCAGAGAUGUAUUUGCAAAACCACAUGUGGCAGAUACCCCCAUUAUGAGCACUGAAGAUGUUAUUCCUCCUUCAAGCCUUCCCUCCGUUGUUCCCUCUACUGGUUUCCGAGGAGCACAGCGGGAUGGCUUAGGUCAGAGUCCAACUCCUGACAUUGAAAGGAUCGGCAGUACGCCUACAAAGGCCGGAUCAAGUUUCAUUCGUCGGCCUAGGAUCGAUGAAGACGUUUUGCCAUUCCCACCGUCUUCGCCGUCUCUAGAACGACGAACUAUAUCUGCUGCCGACCUGUUCAACCCGAGUGGAGUCACGAAUCGAAAAAGAAUGGUCAGUUUCACUGUUUCUCCUGAUGACGAGCUUUUGGCAACGCCCGUGAAGGGUAUGAAAACAAAAAACAUAGAUUUGGAAAACCAGGCGGCCGAGUCAAUGCCUGCUAAGUCAGUGUCAAUAUAUGAGAAACUAGGAUGGGAUGACGACCUAGAUGACCUGUUAUGAGUUACUUAUCAGAACAUAUAGUGGUGUUUUUAUGAGGAACAUGCAUCAUUGCAGCAGGAGUUUCGGCAUCGUUAGAAGGCGUUGGGAUAUAACAAAUAUUGUAUCGGCAAUGAUAUUAGAGAUACGACACAUGAUACAGGCAAUAUGAUAGCUCAACAUUAACACAUUUGGCUUGAAUGAAACGGACUUUAUGCCGCUGCUGGCUCUACCAACAUGGUUGGUAAAUCUCUGAUAUCAACAUGCUCCUGCGACCCUAGAUCAACAACUCGCAUAGCCUCGAGGCCCACGACGCCUUCUUGUAGCGCGAGAAAUUGAAGCUCGACUACGUGACAAGCUCCUGGGGCAAGAGGACCGACCCGGGUAUCAGCGCUUAAGCAAACAACAUCAGUUGACUCGACGGAUGAGUUCUUCUGUAAUGCGUGGAGUACAUUUUCGUCAGUGACCGCAUCGGCAACGUCUUUUUCACCAUUUCGUCGCCCACCCACUGAUGGAGGCCGUGUCAUACGGACUUCGCCUCGCCGGCGUUUGGGAAUAGCAACAAGGGCAAGUUUGCGGGGAGGCGCAGAAUUCUUUUCUAUGGCACGGUUCACAAUAUAGACGGUCCAAGAAAAGACCUGGCCUGGGUAGACAGGUUCAGAGGGA